AGUUAAUCUGAUGUUUGUUUUUAUAAUUUCUUGACUUUUUGAUGAAUGAAUUGGGAUGAAUUUACUCUGCGGAAGUACAUUAUCGUAAUUUCCUGUAGAUUCUGUGGAUGCCCUGAGUUACAUUUUCAGUCGCUCCUUGUGAAGCGAAAGGAACGAUGUCAGGUGCUGGGGGAGGAAAACGUCCCUCAGGAGGGGACAGCCCCCCUGGCCCACCUGAGAAGAAAAGCAAAAAAGAGGAGAAAACCACCACCACUCUCAUUGAGCCCAUACGUAUAGCUGGAGUCUCCUCUACGGAGGAAAUGGACAUGAAGGUCCUCCAGUUUAAGAAUAAGAAGCUGUGUGAGCGCUUGGAGCAGAGACAGACGAUGGAGGAUGAGUUACGAGAGAAAAUUGAGAAACUGGAGAAGAGACAAGCCACAGAUGACACCACCCUGCUGAUUGUCAACCGCUACUGGUCGCAGUUGGAAGAGAAUGUGCACGUUCUCCGCAGACGUAUUGAGCCAGAAGCUCCGGUGACAUCUACCCCUGCCCCACCCUCAGCCCCUCUCCCUGACCCCACACCAAUGGAAGAAGAUGGUGUCAAUCAGGCCUCACCAACUUCUGCCGUGCCUCCACCUCCACUCCCAGAGGCCCAGAAUGAGGGGGAGCAGGCAGAACAGCAGGAGGAGCAGCAGGAAGAGCGUCAGGAGGAACAGCAGCAGCCCUCUCCUCCCACUGCGUCAGAAGAGUUGUUGACACCCAAAGAGCCACCACAGGACUCAACAACAGAUGCAUCACCGCCCCCUCCUCCCCUAAGUGAGAAUGCCAAGGGUUUCCUAGCCACGCUGGAGCACAGCAGCGAGGAGGAACUAACCCUGCACCUCCAGGACCGCAUGCAGUUCAGCAAGGAAGCCAUCGCCUGCUUGGUCUGCGUCUUUGACAGGCUGCAUAGCCGCAUUGACAACAUGUGCAAGCAGGUCCAGGCUGCAGCAUGUGAGGACGAUAGCCAGUCUGACAUUAUCAAUGUGAACCACACUCUGCUGGAGGAGAACAGUCGACUGAGAGACAUGGCCACUCUCCUGCAAGGCCGACACCACAAGAUGUCCAUGGAGUACAAUGAGUUAGUGGACAAGGUGACCAGCUCUGAGACCAAGGUGUCUGAGAUGGAGACAACGGUGGAGGACCUGCAGUGGGACAUUGAAAAACUCCGCAAUAGAGAACAAAAGCUCAACAAACACCUGGCAGAGGCCAUGGAGCAGCUAAAGUCUGGAUACAGCAGCACCGGCAGCUCAGGCGGACUACCUGGAGGCCAGAUUACACUGAACAUUCAGAAGUUUGAGAGUCUCAAUGCAGAGUUGGAGCACAAUCAGGAGUUGGCUAAUAGCCGUAUGGCAGAGUUGGAGAAAUUGCAGGUGGAGCUCCAGGAGGCUGUGAGGGAGAGUGAGAAGCUCAAGAUGGACUUGCGGAAUAUUCCAGAAGAGGUUGUGAAGGAGACUCUAGAAUACAAAUGUCUGCAGUCCCAAUUCUCCCUGCUGUACAAUGAGUCUCUUGGUGUGAAAACCCAGCUGGAUGAGGCACGGGCCCUCCUGCUCACUGCCAAGAACGCCCAUCUCCGACAGAUUGAGCACAUGGAGAGUGAUGAGCUGUCCCUUCAGAAGAAGCUGCGGACUGAGGUCAUCCAGCUGGAGGAUACCCUGGCCCAGGUGCGCAAAGAGUAUGAGAUGCUGCGCAUCGAGUUUGAGCAGAACUUGGCGGCCAACGAGCAAGCAGGACCAAUCAACAGGGAGAUGCGACACUUAAUCAGCAGCCUUCAGAACCACAACCUGCAGUUGAAAGGUGAUGUGCAGCGCUAUAAGAGGAAGUUACGGGAAACACAGAUGGAGAUCAAUAAGUUGCGUUGUCAGAGUGGCGACUCUGGUGUUCUGAUUCUAGAGGAAACAACGAGUGACAGCAUCGAUGUGAAGAAAGAAGAGGAUGAGGACCAGGAGGAGGAGGAGGAGAGGAGGAAGGAACUGGAGAGACAGCGGGCCCGAGAGAGGGAGAGGGAGGCUGAGCGAGAACGAGAGAGGGAACGUGAGAGAGAGAGGCAGCGCAGCGACGAGCUGAAGAGGAAGGACUCGGACACACUGAAGAUGCUCAGAGUAGAACUCAAGAAAGCCCAGGAGUCCCAGAAAGAGAUGAAGCUCUUGUUGGACAUGUAUAAGUCUGCUCCAAAGGAGCAGAGGGACAAAGUGCAGCUCAUGGCAGCUGAACGCAAAUCAAAAGCUGAGGUUUGUUCUUUGGUGGAUGAGUUGAGGAUGCGAGUGCGAGAGCUGGAGGAGAGGGAGAGGAAGGAAAGCAAGAAGCUGGCUGAUGAAGAUGCCCUCAGGAAGAUCCGAGUGGCAGAAGAGACCAUUGAGCAUCUGCAGAAGAAACUUGCUGCCACUAAGCAGGAGGAGGAAGCCCUGCUGAGCGAGAUGGAUGUAACCGGCCAGGCCUUCGAGGACAUGCAGGAGCAGAACAGCCGGCUGUUGCAGCAGUUACGGGAGAAGGAUGAUGCCAAUUUCAAGCUGAUGAGUGAGCGAAUCAAAUCUAACCAGAUCUACAAGCUGCUGAAAGAGGAGAAGGAGGAGUUGGCCGACCAAGUCCUCACAUUCAAAACCCAGGUGGAUGCCCAGCUGCUGGUUGUGCAGAAGCUUGAAGAAAAAGAGGGCGUCCUCCAGAGCACACUUGCCGCUCUGGAAAAAGAGCUGUCUGUCCGGACACAAGCACUAGAACUCAACAAGAGGAAGGCGGUGGAGGCUGCCCAGCUGGCAGAGGACCUGAAGGUGCAGCUGGAGCACACGCAGGCCAAGCUCAAGGAGAUCCAGGUCUCUGUGGCUGAGAACCGCACCGCCCGGGAGAGGGAGAGCAGCAACCUGAAACGAGCACAGGAGGAUCUGUCAAGGCUGAGACGGAAGCUGGAGAAGCAGAAGAAGGUGGAGGUGUACUCUGAUGCUGAUGAGAUUCUGCAGGAGGAGAUCAACCAAUACAAGGCCAAGCUGCGCUGCCCCUGCUGCAACACACGAGACAAGGAGACGGUGCUCACCAAGUGUUUCCACGUAUUCUGCUACGAAUGUCUGAAGAUGCGUUACGACACCCGGCAGAGGAAGUGCCCCAAGUGCAACUGCGCCUUUGGAGCCAACGACUUUCACCGCAUCUACAUCACCUAAUUCACAGAGAGAUGGAGGAGUGAAAAGAGAAAACAGUAGACAGAACCAAAGGAGAGAAAAGACAAAGGAACUGGAGAUGUAUUCAAAGAGGCAGACAUUUUGGGGAUAUCAGAUGAGUGUUUCCCCGUUUUCAUCUCUCUUUGGAAAGACUUGUUUUACCGCAUCAUUGCCAGUUGGUGAUUAAUUUGGUGACCAAACAGAUAGUGACACAUCUCACUGAGAGUGUUGUGCUGUAGUUAAUAAACAGAGUUGUUUGUGCACACAGUGAUAUUCUUACAUGUUGAGCUGCUCUGCACUGUUUUCCUGUCCUUGCAGUUCUUGCCAUGUUAAACAUCCUCUCUUUCAACAAACCUGGCCCAACUUUAAAUGUUUCUUUUUGUUUUUUUAACGUUUUGAAAAACUUGGAACUGCAGUGGUACAUGGUUGAUCGUCCUGAAGUGUUUCUUUGAAUCGUUUUGUCCUGCUGGUUUUGGAAAUCCUGUAAAAUCAGUGAAGCUGAAAUUUAAACUUUGAAAAUUAAAAGAAGCCAUCCUUUGCAGACUUGAGGAUUGCAUGUGUAAAACUAAAUAUGUUUCUAAUAUAUAAAGUACAACAGCCAGAAUCGUCCAACUUCCUUGGUUUAGGCUAUAGUAAUAACAAUGCCUGAGAGACAUCAGCUAGUUUGGCACCGAGUCAGCACAUACAGGACUGUUUGGAUCACCUUGGGCAAGGUCCUCUGUGUGUGUUCAUCCUGUUGCCAUGGUUCCUAUUGGAGAGUUUGACACAACAUCUGCAGCUUAUAGUGCCUCAUUACUGAUGAAAUCACUGCAGUGGAAAGUCAGCUCAUAUGGGUGUCUUUAGUGGGCUGUGCUGAUCCAGGUCCUCUUAGAGCACUUUCCUAAAGGUUAGCCGUGACAGUCGAGUACAAAAACAUCUGUUUAACAACAUGCUUCUAACCUAAUUGAGCCAAUGAAACCCCUUUUCCUCUGUUCUGAUGAUGUGAACUAUUUACUGCGAGGUUGGUUAGCGUCUGUUUGACGUUAGCUCUUGUGGGAAAGGCAGUUCACACCAUGUAGCACACACAAAAAGUUGCAGGCUGCAGAGAAAAAGAGUGAAUAUUUGAAGAAAAAAAAAGUUUAUCAGGCAUUUGGGAACAGUUAAGUAAGACUGUUGGCAUAAAUAAGAAUUAUUUGAUUGGUAAUAAUACAUGGGAAGUGGUUGUUUACUCAUAUGAAUGUGCAUAAUCUGUCAUAAAUAAAUGAGUAGUUUUCA
Molecule: messenger RNA, 4421 nt
Organism: Siniperca chuatsi (mandarin fish)
Lineage: Eukaryota; Metazoa; Chordata; Actinopteri; Centrarchiformes; Sinipercidae
Gene: rnf40
Product: ring finger protein 40
Exons: 20
Coding region: 156-3170 (1004 amino acids)
Cellular component (GO): nucleus; HULC complex
Molecular function (GO): metal ion binding; ubiquitin protein ligase activity
Source: RefSeq, a predicted model, not a curated record